UCGUUCCAGAUUACAGUUAUCGCCGCCUGCAUCUUUGGAUUCGCCCAAGCUGGCGCUCUAGCUGGUUACGGCGGACUUGGCUAUGGCGCUGGGCUUGGCUACGGCGCUGGGCUCGGCUACGGCGGCUACGGUGGCUACGGAGCCUAUGCUGGCUACGCCCCGGCUACUUCAUACGUGCACCGCGUUGACUACAACACUGACCACCACGACACUGACCACCACGGCUACGGUGGUUACGGAGCUGGCUACGGCGGCUACGGUGCUGGCUACGGCGGCUAUGGUGCUGGCUACGGCGGCUACGGUGCUGGCUACGGCUAUGGCGGUUACGGUGGUUACGGAAACGGUCUCUAUGGCGGUUACGGCGGAUGGUAAUACAAAAAAACCAGAUGA
Messenger RNA from Cydia strobilella, 390 nucleotides. RefSeq names its product keratin-associated protein 19-2-like. The transcript has a single exon. The annotation marks the transcript as partial. The record is from RefSeq and is a predicted model, not a curated record. Lineage: Eukaryota; Metazoa; Arthropoda; Insecta; Lepidoptera; Tortricidae.